AUGGAAUACGCCAAGGGACACUUCAGGGUAGCUCACACAGUCUUUGUCAUUGCUAAAAUGAUAUGGGUGUUAUUUGUUUUCUCCAAGGCAUUUCUUCAUCGGGAGACAGCAAGGAUAUUUAUAAAACUCAGAGCCGUUUCAGCCGAGAUGAAUUCCAUCAACUCAAGCAAACUCCUUGAGCCAGCAGCCGUCUCUAUCAAUACCCACAUACGCGGACAGCGUCUUUCUUUCCAUCACAAGAUUCUCAUUGUAUCAUAA
Colletotrichum lupini is the source of this 258-nucleotide messenger RNA. RefSeq lists its product as uncharacterized. Lineage: Eukaryota; Fungi; Ascomycota; Sordariomycetes; Glomerellales; Glomerellaceae. The transcript has 2 exons. The record is from RefSeq and is a predicted model, not a curated record. The coding region runs from base 1 to 258 and encodes 85 amino acids.